GCCCUUCCUUCCAAAAGAAAAAAAUUGACAUAUCUUCUCUCAUUCUCUGUUAACAACGCAUCCGUCCAAGGCUAUAAUUUGUUCUGUCCUCCACAUCCAUCUUGACCCCAUUGGGAUGUGUAAUAUAUGAUAGAAAGACCUAAAGAUACACCCCAAUGGGCACUUGCAUGUCAAAUUUGAACGUUCCUUCAGCCCUCCUCAAGAAAACCAAGCAAAUAAAAGCCUAUUCUAGAAGUUGGCGCCAUGGUAGAAAGCAUCACUCGCAUCAGAUUAACGUCUUGCAAAAUGCAUCUGGCCAAGAUAUUUUUACACGUUAUAAAUUAGGACGGGAGCUUGGGAGGGGAGAGUUUGGUGUGACAUACGAAUGUAUCGACAUUGAGAAUGGAGAGAAAGUUGCAUGCAAGAAGAUCUCAAAAGACAAGUUGAGGACAGAGAUUGAUGUAGAGGAUGUGAGAAGAGAAGUUGAUAUCAUGAGACAUUUGCCUUCUCAUCCAAAUAUUGUUACAUUUAUAGAUGUUUAUGAGGAUAAAGAGGCAAUUUAUCUUGUUAUGGAGCUUUGUGGGGGUGGUGAGCUCUUCGAUAGGAUUGUUGCUAGGGGCCAUUAUAGUGAAAGAGGCGCGGCUCUUGUCACCAAAACCAUGCUCGAGGUUGUCAAGGUAUGCCAUGACCAUGGUGUAAUGCAUAGGGACUUGAAGCCUGAAAACUUUUUGUUCGCAAAUGAAGAUGAAAAUGCCCCAUUGAAGGCCAUUGAUUUUGGCCUCUCCAUGUUCUUCGAGCCUGGUCAGAGUUUUGGGGAAAUUGUGGGAAGCCCUUACUACAUGGCACCCGAAGUUCUGAGAAGAAAAUAUGGAGCAGAAGUAGAUGUGUGGAGUGCAGGUGUUAUUCUUUAUAUUUUAUUAUGUGGAGUUCCUCCUUUUUGGGCAGAAACUGAGGAAGGAAUCGCUCUUUCAAUCAUCAAGGGUCGAAUAGAUUUUAACAGGGAACCCUGGCCAAAGGUUUCCGAAGACGCCAAAGAACUUGUUAAAGGCAUGCUUGAUCCAAAUCCCUCUAGUCGGAUGACAGUCGAAGAAGUUCUAGGACAUAGAUGGAUCCAAAAUGCCCAUAAAGUUCCGGAUAUACCUUUGGGGGACAAUGUCAAAACAAGAAUCCAACAGUUCUCAUUAAUGAACAAAUUCAAGAAAAAAGUUCUUGGAAUGGUAGCUGCAAGCUUGCCUGAUGAAGAAAUACAUGGGAUCAAAGAGAUGUUCAAUAUGUGGGACAUUGAUAAGAAUGGAAACCUAACACCUGAAGAACUAAAGCUUGGGUUAAUCAAUUACGGCAGUAAAGUUUCUGAUCCUGAUGUUCAGUUGUUCAUGGAAGCAGCUGAUCUUGAUGGAAAUGGAACACUAAGUUGUGAGGAGUUUGUAACAAUAGCGUUGCACUUAAAAAGAAUCAGCAGUGACGAACAACUUAAACAAGCAUUCAACUCUUUUGAUAAGAACAAGAAUGGAUAUAUAGAGUUUGAGGAGUUGAGAGAAGCUUUGUUUGAGGAACAUGAAGAACCCAACAAUGAACAAGCUGUUCAUGACAUUAUAUUAGACAGUGACUUGGAUAAGGAUGGUCGGAUCAGCUAUAAAGAAUUUGCUGCAAUGAUGAAAGUGGGAAUGGAUUGGAAGAUGGCAUCUCGACAGUACUCGAGAGUAAUGCUUAAUGCACUUAGCAUGAAAAUAUUCAAAGACAAAAGUAUGCAUAUGAAAGCAUGUAAAACAAUGAAAAGGUGAUCAUAGUUAUGCCCUAGAAUCAAGAAAAAAAGAGAAACAAAUCUUUACAUCUUUGGCUCCUACUUGAAGAAGGAAAUUAAAGUUAGAGAUAUUGAGUAUGAACUAUUAUUUAAUACAUAUCAAUACUAUAGCUUAGGAUAUCAAUUGUGCGAAUUGCCCUGCCACUUUUUUCCUCUC
Molecule: messenger RNA, 1937 nt
Organism: Daucus carota subsp. sativus
Lineage: Eukaryota; Viridiplantae; Streptophyta; Magnoliopsida; Apiales; Apiaceae
Product: calcium-dependent protein kinase 24
Exons: 8
Coding region: 156-1760 (534 amino acids)
Biological process (GO): peptidyl-serine phosphorylation; intracellular signal transduction; protein autophosphorylation
Cellular component (GO): cytoplasm; plasma membrane; nucleus
Molecular function (GO): calcium ion binding; calcium/calmodulin-dependent protein kinase activity; calcium-dependent protein serine/threonine kinase activity
Source: RefSeq, a predicted model, not a curated record